UCCAUUUCCACAAUCUGAAAUCAAUCCCCACACAAAACCCUAGCUAAACCUAAACUAGACCAAUCCUCAGAGCAGCAGCUCUUCCCCCCAUCCACAGUAGCCACAAAGCACCAUCUCUGCCGCUACAUCCCUCGUACGCCGCCUCCGACGACCCAAGAAAGCUCUGGACAGAGCUCCCAGUUGGCUGGAUCCAAGCCCCUGAGGAAACACUGGAAACAUCAUCUUGUGUUGAGUGCAUUGUGGCCUCGAUUGAUUCGUCAUCAUGAAGCUCGAGACGACGCUGUUGUGUCCUCUAGAGCAAGCUCAAGAUCUGUCCUAAGCAAUUAGGUUGGAGGUUGCUUGGUUCCUGUCUUGACCUAUGCUGACAUAUAGCUAGGAGGAAUUAUAAUUGCUUUCUAAGUAAUUAGAGCCCCAGCUACACACUUGAACAAGGUUAGAAGCAAAUCAGACCGAAUAACCAGCACAGAACUACAAGAAGGAAAAAUGCAAAAAAGAGGCGGAAGUAGGGAGGCACCUUUGACUGACUAUGAGAGAAGAAGGGAUGACAAUAUUGCUGAGAACAAAAUGAAAAUGGCAGCUCUAAAUUUAGAGUUUGCACUACAAUCUUUAAGGACAGAAGGAGCUAGCUCUUCACAACAAGCUAAGAAAACUAGUAUGAAAAGGAAAGCUGUCAGAUCAGUACCAUGUGGUGUACCAAUUGAACCACGAAAUCUUCGCCCUAGACUUGCUAAAAUUGAGACUACAAAUGAGCAUGAUGCUAAUGAUUUACGCCCUAGGCUAGCAAGCAAUGGGACUAUAAAUGAUCAUGAAGGACGCGCUGAAGAUCCUCAACUUAUGGCUGCAGAAAACAAUGGGGAUUCCAAUGGAGCGCAGCCAAAGAAAAGAAAUGGAAGAAAAUUCACUAGAAAGGACAACAUAUGGUAUUGAGAAGACGAGGCACUGAUGAAGAUGGAGUUCAAUGAAUUUGAUCAACCAGUUGGGAAAGCAGCAGUUGAGUUUCCUAAUGUUGUUGGUUCACUUGUAAGAACCAAAGGUUUCCCUCUCUGCCAUGAUGAUUGGUGACAUGUUAAUGCAGAUGCAAAGCAAUUCAUUAUUGAUGCUUUGGAGUAUGUAUAUGAGAUGGAUAAACGACUUGAAAAUUAUUCUUUGGCCACUGCUGGGAAGAAGUGGAAGGACUACAAAGCUGAUUUGAAGAAAGCUCAUUUUAAUGAGACAAAGACAGUGGAGGAACUUAUUGCAGCUUGUGAUGACAGAGUGCAACCUGAAGAUUGGGUGUGGCUUGUCGAUCAUUGGCUAUCACCAGAAGCAAAAGCUCGAAGCAUGAGAGGGAAAAUGAAUCGUGCCAAGCUGUUAACCCCACAUACCUCUGGCAGCAAGUCAUUUGCUCGUGCUCGACAUGAAUGGGCUGAAAAACUUGGGUACAUGCCACGUAGAGAUGAGAUGUAUAUCAAAACACAUACACAUAAAAACGGGACUCCAUUGAGGCAAGCUGAAGCUGCAAUUCGAGAUCUUCAAGAGGCCGUUAAAGAUCAUCCAGAAUUAAAAGAGAAAAAUGUGCAUGAAGGUGAUGUUUUCUCCCAUGUAUUUGGACGUGAGCCUAGGGGGUAUGUACGCUCUGUUGGUUUUGGACCUACCCCCUCUACUUUAGGCAUGCAUGGGCAUCGCAAGUAUACUCAAACAAAGGUUCAAAUGGCACUUCGUGGUCGACACAAAGCUGAGAAACAAGUUACAGUCCUUCAAGAAACGGUGGAUGAACUACGUGAUGAGGUUGCAGAGUUGAAGAGAUUGCUCUAUUCUUGUCAAGGUAGAAGAGAAUCUUGCCCUAAUGUUGGGAGUCCAUUAGAACAUGGUUCUAAUCCUACCCCAAAUGAGCAUACAGAGGAUAUAAGUGAGGCUGAGUCUGAGCAUGAAGUAAGUGACCAAGAAGUGAGUCCACAAGCUUACUUGCAGCAGUUACUGCGGAGGAGAGUUCCAACCAUCCUAGAAAGAAGACAUGAGGGGGGAGGCCAAGAAGUCACACUACCCUCUCUAGUGACUCCUAGCAAUCUUCCUGUGGCUAAGGCAACUAUCCAAACAAGCAACCCAAACACAUUGGUUGGUGGGACUGCUCUUGGUACAUGAUUUUGUGAAGUAGUCGUGAAUUCUGUGAUUAAAAUGGAUGCAGUAUUACCUCGCCCAUAUGGACGCAUACAAAUUAUGGGAGAUGCUUAUGGACAAUCAAUUGCUUGGCCACACACUCAUAUUAAGUAUGACGAGAAUGCAACAGGGCAAACAAGGGUUUCAUCAAGUAUUCAAUAUUCUCUUGUGUAAAAAAAAACACUUUCAUAGUGACCGCUUGUAUUUUGGUGAAACAUAUAUUCUCUUUCUCUCUGUUACAGAGAUAGAAUAUGUCACUUAGUAUUAUUACAAUUUUUUUCACAAGCUUUAGAUUGGCAACAACAUAGAUUUUUCUAAUGAAAAGUCAAAAUUAUAUUUGGUGAUCUAGCUAUAUAUUGCUUCUUAUCUUUUACAUAUGCUACAAGUAUGAUGUUUUUUAUAAAAAGUUGUAAAUGUAGCAAAAAUUUUCUGAAAUUGUUUGCCCUUCCAAUUAAGAUUGCAUAUGCAACCAUGUGGCUUACUGUCUACUUUUCUCAGGCGGUGGCAAUUGAUGUACUACCCACAUGAAUGAAGACAACACGAUGGAUGUGCAAACUCAUAUGAAGUGCAUUCCAUACCUUUUCAAUAUCUAGCCGUAGCAUGUAGCCUAUAUUUUGUACUUUUGAAUUGUGCUAAUUAGACUACACAAAGACAUGAAGCGAAAUAUUUUGGCAACUGCUGUCAUGGACAUGUUCUGGAUUUGGGUAGGAUGGAGAUAUGAGGGUAUUAGCUUUAUCACUUGUGGUUGUACUCUUGAUGUAUUCAGUGAAAAUUGAGAACAGCAUUGUUAUUCUUUUGUGAGGUUGAACCUGACUAUUAUGGGAGUUGUGGACCUUUUGAUUAGU
Molecule: messenger RNA, 2981 nt
Organism: Oryza brachyantha (malo sina)
Lineage: Eukaryota; Viridiplantae; Streptophyta; Magnoliopsida; Poales; Poaceae
Exons: 13
Coding region: 1120-2121 (333 amino acids)
Source: RefSeq, a predicted model, not a curated record